Messenger RNA from Alternaria novae-zelandiae, 507 nucleotides. RefSeq lists its product as uncharacterized. The transcript is spliced from 2 exons. Lineage: Eukaryota; Fungi; Ascomycota; Dothideomycetes; Pleosporales; Pleosporaceae. Bases 1 to 507 code for a protein of 168 amino acids. The record is from RefSeq and is a predicted model, not a curated record.
AUGGCGGCACUCCUUUCCCCUAUCAACAAGCUCCGCGGGAAACCGAAUCCAUACCAGAAAAAAUACACCGCUCCCAAGACCCCGGCCCCAAACAGUGAAUUCCUAGCCGAAGCCCGUCAAGCAGCUGGCCGUGAUCCCGUGACCGGAACCCAACAGCACACACAUCCAGAACCCACGAGCGCCGACCUCCUAGCUGAAGCCCGUGAGGCAGCUGGUCGCAACCCCGUGACCGGCCGCCCACAGCCCGUUGUCAACGGCAAGAAAGCGAAGAAGCAGAAAUUGUCGUUGGGACAACAGCAACAGGCGGCUGAAGAACAGAAAGCCGCGUUCCUUGCUUGGGCGGCAAGACAUCCACAGGAGGGCGGGCGGCCGUAUGAGAGCUACGAGGCUUUUGUGCAGGAGAUGGUGGCGAAGCGGACGGGGAGUUUGGAGCAGCGGACGGGCGCGGGAUAUUAUGCGCCUGAGAGGAGUGUAGGGGAGUAUUAUUCGGGUCGGGUGAGGGAUUAG